AUGAAGAUUACAAAAUUGCUGGUAACACUGGCUGUUUUAGUGGCCCUGAAUUCAUUCACACCAUGCACAUGUAAGAACUUAUUCCUGAAAAAUUUGAAAGCAAAACUAGACGAAUUCGAUAAAAACAUGCAGAAAAAAGAUUUUAAAAAGAAGGUGAUCAUCUCGUCAGCAGUCUUAGGGGCAGCAAUCUUGGCAAAUGCACUAGCUGGAAUAGGAUACUAUAAUUAUAUGAAAAAGGAGCAGCGUGAUCAUGGACAGAAGGAUAAUUGCGUGGAAUCUAAAAAGAAUGUAGAUGCAAAUAAGCUUGCCAAGCUGACUGAAGAAAUUAAGGACAAAGUAAAUCAAAUGUCGAAAAAAACUAUGGCCGAAAAUUUCAAGUCGGGUAGACCAGAUUAUCCAAGACUGAAAGACGUUCUCCUCAGCAUGGAAAAUGAAGUCAAAAGGAGAAAUGCAAACAUCGAUAAGUAUCACACUUUAGACAUGUCUUACGAUGUUUUCAGAAAUCUUUAUCAUAUAUCUGAACUGUGGAGAAAGAACCCACACUUAAUUCCAAACAAUAACUAA
Plasmodium inui San Antonio 1 is the source of this 564-nucleotide messenger RNA. RefSeq lists its product as hypothetical. Bases 1 to 564 code for a protein of 187 amino acids. The record is from RefSeq and is a predicted model, not a curated record. The transcript has a single exon. NCBI's taxonomy places the organism in Eukaryota, Apicomplexa, Aconoidasida, Haemosporida, Plasmodiidae.